GCACGAUGUCUUCCUUUGCCUGUGAGUAAGUAACUGGUAAAUUUGCACGGUAUUUAACAAGCGAUGGGAGGAGAAAUGUUCUUAUACGAAUUUAGGAAGAGGUCUGAAAAUAAUUGUUUCUUUUCAUGGGCAGCGAAAGAAUGUUGACGAUUGCUCUUCAAACUGGUUGCACAGGAGCACAUUGCUGUGAUGAAAUAAAAUCUGAUAUAAAAAAUCUUAAACUCGUUCAGGAUAUAUUGUGUUCAAAACACGAUCCACGCUAUGAAUCAUGCUGUGGUGACAUAAAACGCGACAUUCAGAAAAAAAAACAAGCGCAUGGAAUAUUGUGUGAAAAAGAAGUUGCCAAAAAAAGUUGUGCUGAUCUCUAUAAAUCUGGAGUGAAAGAAGACGGUGUUUAUACGAUUGAUCCCGAUGGCCUCGGAUCGUUCAACGUCAGUUGUGAUAUGACAACAGACGGGGGUGGCUGGACCGUGUUUCAAAGAAGACAAGAUGGAAGCCAGGAUUUCUUCCUAGGAUGGUCAGACUAUAAAGCUGGCUUUGGUGAUCUUAACGGCGAGUUCUGGUUGGGUCUUGAUAAAAUACAUCGUUUAACGAAAUCUGGCCAAAAUGUUCUAAGAAUUGAUUUGAUGGAUUUCAAAAGCAUCGAAGGUUAUGCCAAAUAUGGAGAAUUUAGUGUGGCUGAUGAGUCAGACAAAUACAGAUUGAAGAUUGGAGAUUACUCAGCAAUAAGUAACGCGGGUGAUUCUCUUACUUAUCACAAUCAAAUGCAGUUCACCACCAGGGAUAGUGACAAUGAUCUCAGCGAUCUCAAGAAUUGUGCUAAGCAGCAUGAAGGAGCUUGGUGGUACAAAGCCUGCUUUCAAUCCAACCUCAAUGGAAAGUACCUUGACGCAGGUGCGAUUUCGUCUAAAGGAAUAGUCUGGUUCGCUUGGGAAAAUUCAUACUCUUCUUUGAAAGAAACGGAGAUGAAAAUUCGUCCAAACAAGUUUUGAAAUAAAGACCAGCUUCAUGAGGACCAAAAACACAUUUUAAAGUUGACAAUGUAAAGUUCUUUAAUCAAGUCCCGCUUGAGGUUAAUAUUGAAAUCAGGCUAUAACAUGAUCGUAUAGUCGUAUAGUUAUCCUAAUAUUGCCCUGUGCUUGUUUUGAUUCAUAAAGAUAUAUAAUUUUAAUAUCUCAAAAUCAUCUCACGCCGGUAAAAGGGUUGGUUGACCAUACUGGAGGAGAUUUGGUUGAAUACACCAAGAAGUGCGUUUACGUGUGAAGUAUACGACGUGCGUUCUCUACUGAGUUGCAUAUUGAUAUUAUAGUCUCAAAUCAAAUCUCAGUCAUAAGUCUCUUACUUCAUUAAGGUAACGCAAACGAGACUUUUAAAGUCGAAGAAAACCAGAAGAGAGCAAAGUUCACUUUCCCAUGCACAACACUUUGGCAUGAAUUGACCAGAGCAUGAGACCUCAAACUUUGUCGGAUCCAAUUCACAUCUGACGUAUGGAAUGUAGUUUGUUAUUGAUAAAUCAGUACUGUAAUCAUCGCUUUAGUUGAUUUGCUGCCCAUAUACAUUGCAAGUCACAUAAAAACAUCUUUCAAAAUGUGAAUUGGAUCGACAAAAUUGGAUCGUGUGAAGAAACCUUAAUUUUGAUGAUCCGAAUCUUAAAGACCCAUUUAUUUACACUAUGCAAUUUGUCGUAUACGAUUCGUACCCUGGCGUAUGUGAACGUAUAAACACACUACAAACGUGGACUUUAAAUUUCAACUUGAACAAAACUGAAUGAAGAUUGUGGCAUAGGCCCUCUUUGGCAUUCGUCAGAAUGAUAAUUGCAUACAACUUAUCGUGUAAUCUAAUAUGUAACUUAACGUUAAUGAGCUGAAGCUUUGUUGAAGUUUAUUUGCAUUUAGUUCGGCACAUGAAAAGUUGGAAUUUGGCCGGGAAAGGACCGGACUUAAUUAAAGAGCUUUACAUUGUCAACUUUGGAUCCGGUCAUAAUACAUAAGUUUGGCCUUGCAUGGCCUUCGUCUCAAGCACCAACACUUCUUCACGCUUCUUUAUGCAUUAAAUAUGUACUUCCACUGAAAAUUAAACUAUUUACAUCGAAAUAUU
Dendronephthya gigantea is the source of this 2097-nucleotide messenger RNA. RefSeq names its product fibrinogen C domain-containing protein 1-like. The coding region runs from base 126 to 992 and encodes 288 amino acids. Lineage: Eukaryota; Metazoa; Cnidaria; Anthozoa; Malacalcyonacea; Nephtheidae. The transcript has 4 exons. The record is from RefSeq and is a predicted model, not a curated record.